AUGGCAUCAAAAUCUGCCAGUGGUGCUGCGAAACGCAAAAUAAAAAAACAAAGAGAAGAAUCUGUUAAGCGGAUGCCGAAAAUUGACACAUAUUUCAAACAAAACCACGAAGAAACAGAAGAGCAAGAUAUUGAUAACCCAGUUCAUUUUAAAGAACCACUCAGUUACCAAGAAAAACGUUUUAUAAUUUCUCAAGGCCCUUGUCAACCUAAUGGUCCAUGUAUUAUAAAAAAUAAUUUAAAUUUGUCAAAACUUCGUGGUCAAGGGUUUGAUGGGGCUGCCAACAUGAGUGGUGUAUAUUCAGUUCUAAACGAUGCAAUGAAUUCAUCAACGGAAGUAAAAACUUUCUUUGGACUUGUGGAAAAAAUUUAUACAUUUUUUUCAAAUAGUAUUAAACGUUGGCAAUUACUUUUAUCUUCAGAAUCAUCAGAUAUUUCAAUUACAUUAAAAAGAUUAUGUACCACUCGUUGGUCAUCAAGAAGCAAAAAUAAGGACGAAAUAUUUGAAGCAAAUUAUUUAAAAGUUCAUAUGGAAGAUUUUCAAUUUAUAUUCAGUGUAAUUUUCAUUGGCAAAAUUCUGAAAACUGUAAAUGUUGUAUCAAAAGCUCUUCAGUCUCCUAAACAAGAACUGAGCACAGCAGUUUCUUUGCUGAAUUCUGCGUUGAUAAAACUCCAAGAAUACAGGUCACAAUACAGUGAUUUUUUCGAAAUAGCAGUAAAAAUCGCAAAAAAAAUGGGGUGUACCACAAAAAUUUCAAGAAAAAAGAACCUGAAGAACGAACAAAUUUAUAACUCCGCUAAUAAAUUGGUAGAAUAUUAUGAUUCUGAUUUAUCUAAUGCUCUUGCUGGUCAAAUUUUAUCGUUCAGAUCUUGUUUUAAAGAAGAAAUUACAAAACGAACAUCGGUAAAAGCAAUUACUGAAUUACUUGUAAUAGAGAACCCCACAUUAGCAACAACAUUUUCUGAAAUAUGUACAGCAUGUAUGUUAUUUUUGACACUCCCUGUGACAGUUGCUUCAGCGGAACGUUCAUUUUCAAAAUUAAAAUUAAUCAAAAAUUAUUUACGGAGCACAAUGUGUGAAGAAAGAUUAAGUGGACUUGGAAUUCUAUCUAUUGAAAACGAUCGAGCUCGUCAAUUAAAUUUAAAAGAAAUAAUUAAUAAUUUUGCAGAAAAAAAAGCACGCAAACGAAAUUUCCAUUGA
This is a messenger RNA of Sipha flava (yellow sugarcane aphid), 1200 nucleotides long. RefSeq names its product zinc finger MYM-type protein 1-like. Gene Ontology annotation, molecular function: protein dimerization activity. The transcript is spliced from 5 exons. NCBI's taxonomy places the organism in Eukaryota, Metazoa, Arthropoda, Insecta, Hemiptera, Aphididae. Bases 1 to 1200 code for a protein of 399 amino acids. The record is from RefSeq and is a predicted model, not a curated record.